Chara braunii is the source of this 2369-nucleotide messenger RNA. NCBI's taxonomy places the organism in Eukaryota, Viridiplantae, Streptophyta, Charophyceae, Charales, Characeae. The record is from the annotation of a GenBank genome assembly.
AUCGUUUUUUUUUAUGUUGACCUGUCUGGUCGGGACACGCGACGUGUUGGAGUCUAUGUUGCACGACAACGCGUGGGCUAGCAUUCCGUGGGAGUGGAGGCUCAUUCCACAGGCUCGGUGGGUGCGCCUCCAGAUUCAUGAUGGCCAGUUCUUGCGCCAUGUGGAGUUUGCCAUCCUUGUGAUGGAGCCGGUCCAUCAGCUUUUGAGGCGGAUGGACAGAGGAGGGAUGAUGAUGUCCAUUGUCUACGAGUGGAGUCAGCAUCUCGUUCGGCUGAUGAGGUUGAUGCCGGUCCUGGCAGAGUUUCUGGCAUGCGUGGGAGAGGUUGAGAUGCGCCUGAUGCAUCUGUUGGAACCUGCCCAUGCCGCCGCCCAUCUCCUCAACCCCCGUCGACGCUCUUUGAAGUAUUUCGAGUCUCUCCACACGACAUCGGAGGACGUCGAGGUCAUACGAGAGUGUGAUCGAUUUCUGCUUGCGCAGACGGGCGGAGAUUCGACAGGCAGAGAUUACCUCAUCGUGCGCGCGCAGAUUCGACAUUUCCACGCCCGGAGAGGCAACUGGGGCGAUCUUUCUAUGUCAGCUGGUGGUUCGCCCACAGCGUCUCGUUGUGCGGCAUGGUGGUUCGCCCACGGCGUAGCCCACCCAGAGUUGCGUUCCAUCGCCAUUCGAGUGAUGCACAUGUGGGCGUCCGCUGCGGAGAGGAAUUGGGCGGAGCAUGAGUGCAUCCUGACGGCGAAGCGCAACAAGCUUGGUUUUGCCAAGCUCGCACAGCUGGUUGAGAUUACGACUAAUCUCAAACUGGCUUCGUGCAGGCAGCAUGGCGGUGGGUAUGUUUUGCCUUGGAUCAUGGACAGAGAGAGAGAGGAGCAGAGACCUCCUGCCGCCGCGGGCGAGGACGAGGAGGACGCCGACCCGGAGCUAGACGCGUGGGGGGCCAGACUGGCUGGGACCGUCAGCGAUGCGGAGCUCAGGAGGCAGAUCGACGUGUUCUUACCCACAUUGCUACCUUACGAGCAUGUGCCUCCGCCCGCACAGGACGCCGGCGUUGAGGGUAUGCAGGUCGGGGAGUACGACUGGACGGACCCGGAGGACCUUGUGUCGGGCGGCGAUAGGACAGCGGAGCAGGUGCAUUUUACGUAUGGUGCAGGAUCGGAUGGCCUUGCAUCGCGGACGCCAGUCAUCACCGGCGACGGCUUACUCCGGACAGAGGGUGUUGUAGACCGACCGUCCCCUUCACCGCCUGCGGGUCACUCAGGUCAGCCAUGGAGGGAGAGAGAUAUACAGCUGCCCCCGCUGCCGAGGGGGCAGGUACACGGUGUAGACUCCAGCGGCGAGGACGAGGGCAAGACGGAGGAGCAUCUAACGAAUGCACGGUUCGCUCCUAGCCACCACUCGUUUGCCAGGGCAUGGGAGCUUCGUCGAUCGAGGAGAUUGGCAGGGCAGGGGGCUGAGAGGGGUGCACAUUCGCAGCACCUAGAUGAGAUCCCAGCGGGGGAGCAGACUCCGGUCACUCCUGCUCACGGUCGUGAUCGUCAGGACGCCCACGACAUGCCGUCUUCGUUGAGGACCAGCGAUUUUGACGUCGCUGGCUCUCAUGGUCGAUCGCUUGUCUUGCGUUACAGAUUUACAGAGAAGCCGGUGCAGGCGAGAGAUACGAGUCAGAGAGAGAAGACGGAGGAGGAGAGGGACACCCGCAUUGAUCAUGAGGAGGAGGCACGCUUGUGGUCUAUGCCGAGUGGUGGACCGCCCGUUGGUGUGCCGACGGGGGCGAGCGAUCGUGCCGUGGAGGGGGAGCACGCACCCGAGAGAGAGGGUGACAGUGAUGGUCGGCCUGUUGGAGAUGACAGCGAUCAGGACGCACGAGAUGAUAGCUCGGACGCCACGCACGAGGGAGAGGCCACAGACGUCGGAGGGUUCAUCGACAGAGUGAUCGUUGGCCUUUGCGCGGGGGACAUGGAGGGGGGUACACCUGGAGGCCACGGUACUUCGCAGGGGGGGGAUGCGGUUAUGGAUGAGGAGCCAGGGUUGCACACUGACCGUCAGGGCAGCGACAGUGGUGCAGGACACAGUCCUGUCAUGGAGGGUGUUGUCGACGUUGACGACGAGGCCCGGUUGUCCCUGACGCAGGACGUAGCGGGAGACAUGUCCCUCAAAUUGGUUGUGAGGACUCCGCUACCUGUUCACGCUGACGAGGGCGACAGAGGUCGCCGGUUCAACGAGAGGCUGGGGGAGUCCACCCCACCACCUCUCAACCAAGAGUAGCUGGAGCGCGCGGGGAUGGAGGACCCCUACGAUCAUACUGGUCGGAGGAGCGACCCCUGCCGACCGCCACAUGGUUUCACGUCGCCUCCGAGGUGGGUGCCCCAGAGCC